Messenger RNA from Centropristis striata (black sea bass), 924 nucleotides. RefSeq names its product sialomucin core protein 24-like. The coding region runs from base 88 to 852 and encodes 254 amino acids. Lineage: Eukaryota; Metazoa; Chordata; Actinopteri; Perciformes; Serranidae. The transcript is spliced from 4 exons. The record is from RefSeq and is a predicted model, not a curated record.
UGGAGAGUCAGCAGUCACAAACUUGCUGCCAGGGAACUGAAUUGGGUAAAUGCCUCAGUGAUUCAAACUAAAAAAGUACAGGACUUAAUGGCCAUGGACACCAGCUUUGCAACCCUAGCUUGUUGCCUUCUGGCUAUUUCUUAUGCUGUGGCACAAACAGAAAAGGAUCAUUUGACCAUCCCAUCCACAAUAACAACCCCUGGCUUAAACCAGACACACACAAGUACAACUUCUUCUGACUUUACUGCUACCCCAAACCAGACUGAGAGCACAACUCCAUUUACCAGUACGACCCAGAACAAUGAAACAUUCACCACAACUACAGUAGCUACAACUGAGAGCACAAGUCAGCUACAGACUUCUCAGUCAACAACAAUUAUGACUCCUCUAACAAAUAGCACAUCACUGACGACCAAAACUGCUAGCACUCCAACAUUUACUGCAAUGACAACGUCAACAAGGCAGACCACAGUAGGUCCCAGAAGUACACCUCAUACUACAGUGAUUUCAACUGCAAAUUCAUCUCACACUGUCAAUACAACCUCAGAUUCAAUGUAUGGAACCACACAAGGUUUGCGACUAAACACUUCAGACAAGAACAUGACUAUUCUCUUCAGCGUUGUACUUGGAGUGUUUGCUCUGGCAUUGGUUGUGUUCAUGUUUCACAGAUGGCAACAUAAAAUCCAAUACUUUCAUCAACCUCUAAACAACACUGACGACACCGAUGCAUUUGUGGCAGACGAAGACACACUCGUAAUUUCUGGAGGACUUUACGAUGGCCAUCCAAUAUACGACAAUGUGCCACCAGCCCCAGCAGACCAGUCUCAAUUCCGUCUCCAGUUCCUUCAUUAAAGAGAGAGUGUUUCUACAGUUUGAGAUGUCACCAUUGGUGCUUGACAGGAUGGACAAAACCAACAUCCACUA